Messenger RNA from Actinia tenebrosa (Australian red waratah sea anemone), 1828 nucleotides. RefSeq lists its product as uncharacterized. NCBI's taxonomy places the organism in Eukaryota, Metazoa, Cnidaria, Anthozoa, Actiniaria, Actiniidae. The record is from RefSeq and is a predicted model, not a curated record.
GAGGCAUGUCAUUAAGAAAAGCGGCUUUGUGCUUUGAUAAAUUAAGCUUAAUCUUCGAAUUCUUUAGAAGAACAAGAGGCAAAAAAUUGUUUAAGAGCUUGUUUUGUGUUACUUUUUGUGAGAAUUUUCACCACCUACGUAAAGUGACACAGCCCGGAGCAUUAUUAUUCAAAAUAUCAAGGAAUGACAUGGUGUACUUAAUUGACAAUCUGUAAGUGGAUCGGACAUAGAACUUACAGUCCUUUGGGGGUGCUAUUUAAUACGUCGCGAGGAAGAGGUCUAGGUAGGAUUCUUGGGCAAAUCGCUUCAAAAUGAGCGAGAAAACCCCUCGAAGGAUGCCAGUUCAAAUCACGGCCGAAAGGCUUGAUUAUAAGGAAAGUGUAGCUCGUAGUGAAAACAAAAGAGUAAGAAAUCGUCUGGAGUUAAACAAGGGGACGCUCACCGAUCACGAGAGUACCAACUUGAGUUCGAUGAACUACGAAAUGAGGAGGCUGAAGCAUGAGUUAAAAGGUAUCAAGCAAACUUCUGGGUAUCUUAUUGUAAAUAAGGAAACUAGUGAAGGUUUAGAGAGAGGAAACUUGGGUCAAAGGAGUAGAAGACGACAUAAGCCAAGAGUCGCGAAGAAAAAACAUCGUGUAACGCAAGAUGCGGGAUACAUGCCACGAGUUGAGGAAAAAGCUAUACGUUAUAGUAAAGAUUUAGUCAAUACAGAUCAACUGCCAGUUCUAUCAAAUAUUUCACACACUACUACAGAAAAGCAAGUGUUACUAAAAGGACAAGACGCUAGCGAAUUGAGCAAUGCUGUAUUGAAAAUUCCAGACAGUUCAAAUGUCAACAGAACCUUGGAUACAACAACUAUUAAACACAACACUAACACAUCAUUAACAAGCGCUUGUGACAAGAACUCUAGCGCGCCGGUAAAAAUGAAACUUUCAGGGGAAAAUAGAGAAGAAUAUGGAACAAUAACUCAAGAAAAACUUAUUCGGCCUAGCUCAAGGGAAAUGACAAAGUCUGAUACAAUUCUAGGUUUGGAUGUGGACGCUGCGAGAGGUCGAAUUCAAAACAGACUCACAGCCAGUUACGAAAAUUCAGAUCAAACUGCGGAUGAUUCUGAUUUAAAUCCUUACAUGCAUGUCCCACCAGACGGCCUUCCUAGAACAGUCUAUUUACUACCGCCGCUAAAGGAUUUAUUUGCCGAAGCUAAAAAAGCAAGAUAUAUCCGAAAAUUACGAAAACCACACAUGGUAUUAGACGAAGACGACCCGGAGAGAGAACUGAACAUAGAUGAAAUAUUCAGAAAAACAUAAGUUUGAUUUUAUCAAUUUUUUUCAUUAGAAACUUAGAAAUUUGAGAUCGAGCUAAACGUUAAGUGAAUUUAGCGUUGCCAUAAUAAUUUAUCUAGUAGCUUUAACUUUAUUUUCCUUCUGUAUAAUUAUUACAUGAUUAUUUUUAUCGAACACAAAGUAAAUUCCAAAAAUCACAAAAAGAUUGAGAGGCAAAGCAGCUUUGUUUUAUAAACAAAUUACUAUUGGAACAAAAUUAAAAAUAUUUUUGUACAUUUCGGAAGAAACACACUCGAGUCGUCAUUUUUUCCGUUUUCGAGGUUUUCCUGAAGCGUUUACAGAUUGUCAACCAAAAUAACUGACCAAAAAGGUGUUAAUUUUUUUCCAACUUUAAACUUCAUAUUAAUAUUUAAUACAUUAAUUAGAUCGAAUUUUUUCCCCAGCGAUUAUUUCAUAUCUGCGAUUAAUUUUCGUGUUGCUGUACAUGAAUAAUGUUUACACAGUCCGACAGGCCAUUUCAAGGCAAUAAAGGUACAGAAUCCAAA